Apis cerana (Asiatic honeybee) is the source of this 4185-nucleotide messenger RNA. It is a transcript of the gene Nup107, whose product is annotated as nuclear pore complex protein Nup107. Gene Ontology annotation, molecular function: structural constituent of nuclear pore. NCBI's taxonomy places the organism in Eukaryota, Metazoa, Arthropoda, Insecta, Hymenoptera, Apidae. The record is from RefSeq and is a predicted model, not a curated record. Gene Ontology annotation, cellular component: nuclear pore; nuclear pore outer ring. Gene Ontology annotation, biological process: mRNA export from nucleus; protein import into nucleus; post-transcriptional tethering of RNA polymerase II gene DNA at nuclear periphery.
AUUUCUUAUUUUGUUACUGAAUUUUGUAUCAUACAUAUAGGGAAAUUUAUUAUAUUGAAAAAAUUCCCUAUUUUAUUGUUGUUGCAUCUGUAAAAUUCGAAAACCGGUACAAUUGUCAAGUAUAUCCCUCAUGUUUAAAAAAUGAAUAGUAUAAAUGAUACCACUGAAAAUUUAGAGCGAUCUAUUCAAAUGUUUAAUCAAGAAAAUGCUCAACGAAAGUCAUUUUUGAGGUUAAGUGGAAAAAGUAUAACUCCAAAAAGAUUAUCUUUGCAAAGUACCAAUCAUUUACGAAAAGACCAGGAUGAUUCUUAUCAAUUUAACGAUAUUAAUAGCCCUAAAAUGUUAGGCAAAUUCUAUCCUCAUUCAAGAUUGAUUAAGGGCCAUGAUCUUUUGGAUAUUGAUAAUUCAUUAACACUUACUCCUCAUGAAGUUCGAGAUAUAAUGGCUGCUUCAGAAAAAGGUGAACUUACCUUGAGAGAAAUGAUGGAAGAUAGUAGUGCAACUGGUAUAAUUUUAAAAUCAAAGAAACCUUUAAGAGAUGUUAUGUCUAAACUUUAUUAUGAUUUCUUACACAGUGUGCAGAUAAAUUUUUCAGAAACACAAGUAUUUGAUACUAUUGCAGAUUUUAUACAGAAUUGUACAGAUACAUUAGAUAUAAUGAGAGGAAUGCAGUCGAAGAUAGAAACUAAUGUAUCAGAUGAAGAAAUUUCUUUAGAAAAUGAAAGGAAUACAUGGAGGCUUAUUUAUUGUUUAUAUCAAAAUAGAAUAAAUAGUCUCAAUUUUCCUACUCCAAUGGAAGAUGAUUUAGAAGAAAGUAAUACAUACAUAUCAGAAAAAGUUGUAAUAGAUAAUUUAUUUAAAACUGAAAGUUACAUUAGAGAAUAUCAGUUAAUAAUUGACUGGUUGGAAAAGAAUGCAUUGGAUCAAGCAGAAAAACACCCAAUUACUGAACAUUUCACAGAUAAAACACUUCCAUGGGAAAAUACUGUAAGACAGUUAUUAACGUAUGAGAGUAAAGAUCAAAUUCCGUUUCGUUCGACUAGGCCAUUGUUAUCAUCUCUAGAUCCAGAUGCUCCAAUAAGAGAAUCUGGAGAAGGAAAAUCUUUACAUGAUUUAGAUAAAGAAGAUGAUAAAAGACUCGAAAAAAGAAUGUUCAUAGAAGUUCGUUGCGGUCGUCUUCAAAAAGCACAGACAUUAGCUGAACAUUGUGGACAGCCUUGGAAAGCUGCAUGUUUAUUAGGAUGGAUACCUCAUCAUGAUCCUAAUUAUCAAAAUCCAUUAAUUGAUACUAAAUUGCCCAUUGAAGGAAAUCCUAAUAGAAGCUUAUGGAAAUUAUGUGCUUGGGAACUUUCACAAGAUAAACGCGUAGGUGAAUAUUAUCGUACUAUUUAUGCAAGUCUUUGUGGAAAUCUUCAACAAAUGUUGCAAAUAGCAACUUCUUGGCAAGAUGCAUUAUGGGCUUAUAUGAAAACAUUAUUAGAUAUUAAAGUGGAAAGAGAAGUAAGAGAUUUAGUAAUAAAAAGUUUUACAAACAUGCCUGAUGAUUAUUGGAAAAACGAGAUUUCAUUGAAAGAUGUUUUUAAAGAACUUCAUGCAUCAAAAGAUCCCAAAAUUCGAAUGGAAUCAAAUAAGCCUGAUCAUUUAAUACAAAAAUAUUUGAUAUUAGAUCAAAUACCAAAAUUAAUGGAAGAAAUAGAUAACAUGAUAAAUACGGGUACCUGUGAUCCUCAUUUUUUAAGAUUCUUAGCACAUUUAAUAUGUUUCUUUCGUCAGAUUGGGAAAAAUGCAAAAGAUAAAAUUGGAGAUAAAGUUUUAUUGGCAUAUGUUCAUAUAUUAAUCGAAAUGGAUGAUCCAAUUCUAAUUGCUUUCUACACAGCUAUGUUGCCACGAGAAUUACAAGUUACCAAUUAUGCUAGUUAUUUAGAAAAUAUUAAAGAUCAUGAACAGCGUAGAAAAUGUUUAACUGCAGCGGAAGAUGCUAAUUUAAAUGUAGAAGCAAUUACAAAAUUAGUAGUAGAAAGUAUUCGUUCCAAGAACAUUGAUAUCGAUCCCAUAGAUUUGAAAGGCACUUUAACAGAUACAGAUAUAGAUAAAAUUAAUGCAUUGGAUUGGUUAAUAUUUUAUCCAAGUCAACGAGAAGAAGCAUUGUGGCAAACUAAUGCUCUUAUAAGAUAUUUUCUAGCAAAUGAAAAAAUUGAUGCCGCUAGAAAAGCCUUUAAUAAAAUUCCAGUGGAUUCUAUUGAAGCUAUUAUGGCUGAAUAUCCAACAAUGGAAGGCACAUUAACAAAUCUCACAAUGACAAGUAAUCUUUCGAAGAAAGCUUCUUCGACGAUUCGGGAAUAUGUUUGUUAUAAAACUUAUCUUGAUGCCCAAGAAGGUUUUGCAGAAUGGUUCUCUCAUUAUCAUCAUGGAAAACCUGCACCAUUAGAAGAAUUGCCACCAUAUGCCACGUUCACUGAAAAAGUUGCAUAUGAACACAAAAAAGCACAAUACAAUGUAGAAAUGGAAAGAUGGACAUCUACGAUGCAACAUCAUACAAAGGCAGUUAAACAAUUAUUAUUCAAUGUAUUAUUAUUUCCGGAUGGUGGUUGGUUAGUUGAUUCAAAUAAUAAUAAUAAUGAUGAACCAUGUACACCAGAAGAAAUAUCUCGUGAUCAUCAAAUGGAAAAAUUACGUGAACUUUGUAUUCCAAAAAUUACACUUCUUUUACAUUCUGUAAUGUCUGAAAUGAAUGAACAUGCUGAAUGCAUUCAAUUAGCAGAUAUUCUUGCUUCUGAACAAUAUCAACUUUAUAAGGUAUUCCAAAAAGGAAGAUUACGUGAAGUAUUCAAGAAAAUCUGUGAAUCUUCUCUUGUUUUAAUGGAUCAAAAAAAAGAUCCUUGGGGAUAUCCAAAAUGAAAUAUUUAAUAAAAUUAUAUGAAAAAGAUAAUGUGUAUAUAUAUAUAUAUUUAACUGCGCAUAUGUGAUGUUAUGUAUUACAAUAUCGAAUAUCGAAAAAUUUUAUAAAAAUCUUUAAAUUUUUUUAUAAAACCAGUUUAUUGUCAACCACAAGAAGUGAAUAUAAAAUUUGAUACAAUGUUCAAUAAUUCAUAAUCAUAAUAUAUUAUAUACUUCAUGAUUACUUAGAUGCUUCUUUUACUCAAUCGUUAAUAAAUGUAGCGCUGUCAAAGCUGUAGAUUUAACGCGUGAAAUAUUGCGGAGAAACUCAGGGACAAUGAAGGACAAACAUUAUCCUGAGAUAUUUUCAUUGGAAUAAUAAUCAUUAUAAUUUUACGAUGUUUCUCUAUAGUUUAGCCACUUCCAAAUCUCAUAUAUAUCGCCGGUAUCUUUCGGACAUGGAUCUGUGUACAAUAGAUAAAUACAUACAAACAUUUAUUUAUAAAUAGAAAUUUUUUUAAAGAAUCUUCGCAUUGAACGAAAAAAGAAAAACCAUGGUACAGAACGAUGGUAUUUGUGAUGUAUGGCAUACAUUGAAAACUCUAAAUCUAUGUUCAAUGAGUGUUAUUUUUUGCCGGCAAUAGCAGUCUUUUCAUAACAUUUUUUAUUGAGAGCGUUCAUCUCUCUAUGUGGCUUGAUGCAUAUAUUUGUUUUUUUUUUCCUCUUUGUUUUUAUAAAAUAAGAAAAAGAAAAUAAAAAAGGAUUGACAUUAUAAUUGAACCUUCACCAUUCAUGUAUUAUACUAUAUAGACUAUAUAUCAAGAAAAUUAACAUUGCACAGAAAUGAUUUCAUAUCGAAAAUGAAUAAUCAAAUUCAUAAUAUGAUGGCAUGAUUCAAUUAAAGGAUUAAUUAAUUGCGAUUAUUCGAAGCGAUUCUGUAAUUAAUCAUAAAUGAAUUAAAACUAAGAGGAUAUAUCACGGAAUAAUUGACCAAAAUAGAUCUUUACUCGAUGUUCAUCCGAAUUACUUUCGCUUAGAGUUCUUAGUUGAACUAGAACAUAGAAUUUUAAAAUAUGAAUUAUUGGAUAGCCAUUGAAAAAAUUUACUAUAUUUAAAUUCAAUCGUUAUUUGAAUAAAAUCUAAGAACCCUAGAAGUAUAGAUCUGAUAAUAUAACGUUUCACAAAUUUUUGAACUUAUUUCAAAAAGCUACAAUCCACUUACGAAAUUAAUCGAUUAAGAUAUUGCAAUGUAUUAAUAAUUUAAUUACGCAAAAUAAAAUUUAUAGCAUCGCAAUCAAGGAAAAAAAA